Molecule: messenger RNA, 1082 nt
Organism: Carlito syrichta (Philippine tarsier)
Lineage: Eukaryota; Metazoa; Chordata; Mammalia; Primates; Tarsiidae
Gene: NMNAT1
Product: nicotinamide nucleotide adenylyltransferase 1
Exons: 4
Coding region: 51-893 (280 amino acids)
Biological process (GO): NAD+ biosynthetic process
Molecular function (GO): nicotinate-nucleotide adenylyltransferase activity; nicotinamide-nucleotide adenylyltransferase activity
Source: RefSeq, a predicted model, not a curated record
AGGAAGGUGUCACUGUUUUCUAUUUAGACCAACAACUUCAAAUUCUUAACAUGGAAAAUUCAGAGAAGACAGAAGUAGUUCUUCUUGCUUGUGGUUCCUUUAAUCCCAUCACCAACAUGCACCUCAGGUUGUUUGAGCUGGCCAAGGACUACAUGAAUGGAACAGGAAAAUACACAGUCAUCAAAGGCAUCAUUUCUCCUGUUGGUGAUGCAUACAAGAAGAAAGGACUCAUCCCUGCCCAUCACCGAGUUAUCAUGGCAGAACUGGCCACCAAGAAUUCAGAAUGGGUGGAAGUGGACACAUGGGAAAGUCUUCAGAAAGAGUGGAUAGAGACUGUUAAGGUGCUAAGACACCAUCAAGAGAAACUGGAAGCUGGCAACUAUGGUCACCAACAGAACUCACCUACGCCUGAAAGACUGGGACGGAAGAGGAAGUUGACUGAACAAAGGCAAGACCCUAGUCAGAAGAAAUCCCUAGAGCCCAAAUCCAAAGGUGUGCCAAAGGUCAAGCUGCUGUGUGGGGCAGAUUUCUUAGAGUCCUUCGGUGUUCCCAAUCUGUGGAAAAGUGAGGAUAUCACCCAAAUCGUGGCGGACUAUGGGCUGGUAUGUAUCACUCGGGCUGGAAAUGAUGCUCAGAAGUUCAUCUAUGAAUCUGACAUGCUGUGGCAGCACCAGGGCAACAUUCACCUGGUGUACGAAUGGAUCCCUAACGACAUCUCAUCCACGAAGAUCCGGAGAGCCCUCCGGAGGGGCCAGAGCAUUCGCUACUUGGUGCCAGAUCUUGUCCAAGAAUACAUCAAAAAGCACAAUCUCUACAACUCCAAGAGUGAAGACAGGAAUGCUGGGGUGACCCUGGCUCCUUUGCAGAGAAACACCGCAGGAACCAAGGUCUAGGUUCUACAGCAGGGGUUUUGGACUUCCUGCUAGGAAUUUGAGGCAAUCAGGGUAUCAGUAACUGGAAAAGAGCUGUGAUUCCCGCUGGGGAUUUGAGGCAAUCAGGGUAUUAGUAACUGGGAAAGGAGCUGUGAUCCUGUUCAUAAACUAGCGCUUACAAGUUUGGUAAAAGUCAGUGGUACAUCAAAA